This is a messenger RNA of Archocentrus centrarchus (flier cichlid), 963 nucleotides long. RefSeq names its product zinc finger protein 98-like. The annotation marks the transcript as partial. Lineage: Eukaryota; Metazoa; Chordata; Actinopteri; Cichliformes; Cichlidae. The transcript has 4 exons. The record is from RefSeq and is a predicted model, not a curated record. Gene Ontology annotation, biological process: regulation of transcription by RNA polymerase II. Gene Ontology annotation, molecular function: DNA-binding transcription factor activity, RNA polymerase II-specific; RNA polymerase II cis-regulatory region sequence-specific DNA binding.
AAAGCUCCACAGCACCUGAGAGUACACCAACAGAUCCACAGCAGAAAGAGACUCUACAAGUGCAGUUACUGUGAGAAGCAGAGCCACACAGAUGGAUCCAGUUCUCAGCCCUGUCAUCGCUGUGGUGGUGGGAAAGUGUUUCUCUGUGACCUUUGUGGGAAAACGUUCAGUCAGCAACAGAGCCUAAAAAUACAUCAGCGUAGACACACUGGACACAAACUGAAGUACUGCAAAGAAUGUGGGAGAAGCUUCACCACAACAGGUAAAUUAAAACGCCAUGAACUCAUCCACAGUGGGGUUAAAAAACACCUCUGUGACCAGUGUGGGUCAUCCUUCAUCACUGCAGGUGACCUUAAAGUGCAUAAACGAGUUCACACAGGAGAAAAACCAUACAAGUGCCGACACUGUGACAAAAGCUUCUCACGAUCAGGUCAUCGUAACCUACAUCAAGUGAUCCACACUGGAGAGAAGCCGUUCAGCUGUGACUUGUGUGGAAAGUCUUUUACCCGGGCUGGAAGCUUAAAAAAACACCAACUCAUCCACAGUGGAGAGAAGCCGUACAGCUGUGAAUUGUGUGGAAAGUCUUUUACCCAGGCUGGAAGCUUAAAAAAACACCAACUCAUCCACACUGGAGAGAAGCCGUUCAGCUGUGACUUGUGUGGAAAGUCUUUUACCCUGGCUGGAAAUUUAAAAAGACACCAACUCAUCCACAGUGGAGAGAAGCCGUACAGCUGUGAUCAGUGUGGCAGAGCUUUUACUCAGAGUAGCUACUUAAAGAGUCAUCAAGUUACCCACUCUGGAAUUAAGGCAUACAGCUGUGACUAUUGUGGAAAAACUUUCAGUCAGCUAAGGAGCAGAAAUACACACCUACGCAUUCACACUGGACAUGAUGAGAGACCUCAUAAAUGUGACUUGUGUGAUAAGACUUUUAAAGCUCCACAGCACCUGAGAAAACACCAACAG